This is a messenger RNA of Drosophila grimshawi, 750 nucleotides long. RefSeq lists its product as uncharacterized. The transcript has a single exon. The coding region runs from base 1 to 750 and encodes 249 amino acids. NCBI's taxonomy places the organism in Eukaryota, Metazoa, Arthropoda, Insecta, Diptera, Drosophilidae. The record is from RefSeq and is a predicted model, not a curated record.
AUGGCGCACUACUAUGCGCCACUGGUGGCAACGGUGGCCAUCGAUAAAUUUCGCUUCGGCUCCCUCAAGCUGCUCCAUUUCCCGUUCCAGUGGGGCGUGUGGGUCACACUGCUGGCGGCAUUGCUCGUCCAUGGCGUUGUAUACGUGUGGCGUUGGCGGGUCAAUGGGCUGCAGGUGCUGGAGCUGUUGCUGGGUGUCACAGUGGUGCGUCUGCCUCGCACCUGGAUGCAGCGCAUCAUCUAUGCCCACUGGAUGUACGGCAGCAUCCCAUUGCGUGUCGUCUAUCAGUCGCUGUUGUUCCACUUCAUACGGCUGCAGUUGUUCGAAUCGCUGCCCAACUCCUUUGAGCAGCUGCUGGAUCAGCAUUUUCGCGGCCUGUGCACGUCCAGCAUGCUGGGUAUGCUGCGCGAGGUGCCGCAUUUGGAGCGCAUCUAUGAGAGCUUUGAGAGCAUCAGCUCACCGUACGAUGAGGCUGUGCUGGAUGCCCUGCAUCAAAGGGGCGACACUCGAUUAUUUGCCAUUACCGGCCUGGACACGACCAACGCAUAUUUGUGGGCCACGAAUCGCCAGAGUGAAUAUCACAUAUUGACGCAGUACAGCCACAGGAGUCACACAACCAGUAAUCGUGGGCAGGAUCAACAGCAGGUUCACCAACUGGACGGCAUCUACAUCGUGAUGGGCGCUCUUUAUGCUCUCUCCAUGUUGAUUUUUGGCGCCGAGUUGCUCUGCCAUCAACUGACCAUUGUUUGA